Molecule: messenger RNA, 1741 nt
Organism: Linum tenue
Lineage: Eukaryota; Viridiplantae; Streptophyta; Magnoliopsida; Malpighiales; Linaceae
Source: the annotation of a GenBank genome assembly
CGAUCAUCACACAAAUGGCCUCCCCUGCUCCGACGUCCCCUGACCUGUCCUAUAGCUCGUCGGUGACGUACUGACGGGUUUUCAACCCGUCCGGCACUGUGGGAAGACGGGCAGCCUGUGGAGAAAUGGGGGGUGUUCCGCUGCGGCUGCAAUAAUAAGUUUGUUUUUUUAUUUCCGGUAAAUUAAGAGUUUGUUUUGGGUUUGAGAGUUUAAAUUAAAAAAAAUAAUUAAGGGUAUUCGAGUAAAAUUAACUUAAUUAGGGCGACGAAUAACGAUUUUUAGGGCGACCAAUAGCAAUCCCCAAAGCAAAUUAACCCGUUUGCGUAAUUGCGUUCAGUUUCUGCAGAGGAGUAUUUCUUGAUUUGGUCAUUCAUUUCCCGAUUUCCCACGUUGUUCCAACCUCCAAACGUUCAAAUUUGCGGCUCCUCAGAUACGCAGACCGAUGGGAGAUAAGUCGGAGUCGUCCGGAAGUAGAAAGCGUCGCCGAGAUGAAGCGGACGAAGAAGAAGAGAAGACCGAGGCUGCUGGCGACGCCGAUGAAGCUCCGUCACUCGAAGACAGCCUUAUGUUUAGCGAUACGUUGGUCGCGCUUCGUAUCAUGCGAGCUCAGUUCCCUCGCAUUGACAAGGUUGCGAUUGAGCCUUUCGUUUUGCGCUCGCAAUUAUACAGUAGCGUAAAGGAUAGAACGCAAGUAGACAGAGAACUAGAGACUUUGAAGAGGGAAAACAUGUUGAGAAUUUUUAAACUCAACACUGGGCAAGAUGAUCAUGCUAUUAUGUUUUUGGAAGACUAUCUAAAUCAGCAUGUAUCUUUUAAUCGCUCCAUGCAGAUAGAACGUGUUACAAAAAGGCUAGAAGAAAACAAGAAAAGUGACACUGAAGUUCUUGAGUGGUUUAAGAAAUAUGUUAUUGAUUGCAAGUUGGAACCUAGUAUUGACCAUCAAGAGCUUUGCUUACUCCUAUCUAAUGGUGGAAAGGUGAAGGAUGAACACAUUUCACUUCUAAUCAACGGUGGACUUCUGGUAAGAUUGAUGUUUGUUUUGCAGACUCGCCAACUGAUUGACCCAAACAUGUAUUGGUUUGCAAUUCCAAAUAUUGGUUCAAUACUGAAGGGACUUUCUCAGGGAAGGAAGGAGCUGCUAUCUCUUCUAAAACGUAGGAGAUAUAAGGAGAUGAUGUUAGCCCCUUUGGAAAAGAAGCGUCUUCGAUUUUCCCCACUCGACAUUCGAUUUCACCUCCGAGAUUUGAUUGGCUCAGGGCACCUCAAAACUCUUUGCACGCCAACUGGCUUGGUAGUACGGGUUUCAAAAGAUUAAACUCCGUGCUUAUGUUCGUGGAACAUGAUGUUUCGACAUUGGAUUUGUCUUUCUUGGUCAUCACUCCCAAGGGUAUGUUUGCAGCUAAGCUGGAUUACAAUAUCUUAGUGCUUCAAUUCUGCGAUCAACCAUUGAUGACAUUUGUUAGAAACGACCCAGGUUACAAGAAGCAACUUAAGUUAAUGUGGGACGAUUUGAGUCUCCUCUCUUCCAGGGUCUUUAAGUUAUAUGUUUUCCUCUUAAUUUGUUAAUUUGAUCUCUUGUGUUUCAUCCAUUCCUUGUUUGUACUAGUCAAAUAAGUCCCUAUACAAUGAUACUGGACUAAAUCACUUUCAUCUCUGCACUCUUUCUGCUAACUGUCUCUGGUGUCUUAUUAAUUAUUAUGCAUGGUGUUAUCAAACAUUAUUCAAUGUACAAGUUCUGGAU